Molecule: messenger RNA, 6945 nt
Organism: Gasterosteus aculeatus aculeatus (three-spined stickleback)
Lineage: Eukaryota; Metazoa; Chordata; Actinopteri; Perciformes; Gasterosteidae
Gene: camsap1b
Product: calmodulin regulated spectrin-associated protein 1b
Biological process (GO): neuron projection development; negative regulation of microtubule depolymerization; cytoplasmic microtubule organization
Cellular component (GO): microtubule minus-end
Molecular function (GO): microtubule minus-end binding; spectrin binding; calmodulin binding
Source: RefSeq, a predicted model, not a curated record
UUGACGGUUGGUUGUUACCAGCGCGCUGGCAGGUAAUCACGCAUGCGCAGUCUUUGCUCCUACGAAUCCUGGGAUGGUAAUUACAUUUCCACGGGCAGAGCGCGAACACACCACCGGUUCUAGCUGCAGAUCCCGGACCCAAUUAUACGUGUGUUUGUUUUGUUCUGUUAGCUAAAAUGGGGCGUUUAAUACAGAUAUAAGGAUUUUCAAAUCGGAACAGCCUCUGUGCACCGGAGAACCCUUCCCUUCCCUUAACCUGCCGUUGGCUUGAGCCGAAAGCCCGCCGCGGAGCGGCGGUCACGCAGGCCGCGAUUCGGGUCCCGUUGCUGGGAGGGGACCACCCGGACUCGCCUCCCUCGCUAGCAUUAUUAGCUGGCUAUGAUGCGUCGCUGCUGCUGGUGUAUUUUCUACCCAGCAGGCCACCGCAGAGCUGUAAGGACCCUCGGAUAAGGAGCUAAAAGGUGCCCCGGGAGACACACCACACCUUUUCAAGGAUGGAGGUUGACUUGUGUGCCGGUGGGGCCAGUACCAGGAGAAAAGUAGACUUGGCCGCGGCUGCAGAAGGGCCGAUGGACGUCGUACCGCUGGAGAUGUACGACUCUGCCCGAGCAAAAAUAGCUGCCAACCUGCGGUGGCUGUUUGCCAAAGCCUAUGGCAUUGACCAUAUUCCAGAGGACUUGCGGGACCCCUUCUACACAGACCAGUACGACCAGGAACACAUUAAGCCGCCUGUCAUCCACCUGCUGCUGUCCUGCGAGCUCUACUGCCGGGUCUGCGCCCUCAUCCUGAAGACGGAGCAGGCGGCGUCUCUUCAGUCCCACCUCUCGGUCAUCCAGUCGCUCUCCAGAAAGGGCAUAUAUGUUGUGGAAAGUGACGACACACCGGUCACAGACGAGGACCUGGCCUGCGCGCCCAUCAAAAUGAGCGCUCACAUGCCAAUGAUCGAUGCCCUCAUGAUGGCCUACACGGUGGAGAUGAUCAGCAUCGAGAAAGUGGUGGCUUCUGUCAAGCGCUUCUCCACCUUCAGUGCGUCCAAGGAGCUGCCCUUUGACCUGGAGGACGCUAUGGUCUUCUGGAUCAACAAGGUGAACACGAAGAUGAGGGAGCUUACGGAAAGGGAGCACAAAGUAAAGCACCACCCCCUGGAAUCCCCCAGCCACCAAAAGUCUCCCUCCAAAUGGUAUUGGAAGCUAGUCCCUCCCGAUGUUGUGCACGAGCUGGCCCACUGCAUGCUGGAGCCAGGGGAGCUCUUAGAAGCGGUACGGUAUCGCCGGGAGCACACUUCGGGCCGUCAGCUGCCCUUCUUCCCUCUGCUGGAAAACCUGAUGAGAGAUGUUUGUGACGGAGCCGCGCUGCUCACUGUGGUCAACUACUAUUGCCCAGACCUCAUGAAGCUAGAGGAUAUUUGCCUGAAGGAAGUCCCCUCCAUUGCAGAUAGCUUGUACAACAUUCAUCUACUCAAAGAGUUUGCCAACGUGUAUCUGAAUAAAAGUUUCUAUCUGACCAUAGAGGACAUGCUCUACUCGCCGCUUGUGCUCAAGCACAAUGUGAUGGUGUUCAUCGCUGAGCUCUUCUGGUGGUUUGAGACCGUCAAGCCGGAGUUUGUCCAGCCCAGAGAUCUCCAAGAGUUCAAAGAUGCUCGAACCGUUGCUCAGCCCAAGAGUGCCCGCCCAUCAGUGCCUAUCUCCAACGCCACCAAGCGCAGCUUCCUGUCCAGCCCCGGUUCGGCCGAUAACCUGAGCAGCCCCGAAGUCUGCAACAGGUACUUCCUGCACCCCGAAGACUCUGACCCCCUUAAAGGCGGCCCAACCUUCAGUCCCUCCCACCCGCUCCUGCCCCUCAGACAGAGGCAACAAAAGCAGCAGGGAGAAGAUGGUGCAGGUCUCAGAAACCGCUCCAACUCCCUGACUCAGAUGGACGGCCCGCCCCGAGCUUCUGUGGUUGCGUGGCCCGACAAGAGGCAGAGACCAGUGUCCACGCUGAACCCCUACAUGUUCCAUUCGGUCGCAGACAGCGAUGCAGACGUGGCCUCUGGGGACAGUGUGAGUCUUGCUCGCUCCAUAAGUAAGGACAGCCUGGCGUCCAACGUCGUCACGCCCAAACACCAGACGUCUGUCCACCAGUCUGCGCAGGCGGCCACGCGCAGGCUCAACGGCCACACCCUCCUGGGGAACGUCCACAUGGAGGAUGGGGAAGAGACUCUGGCUGCAGUCGCGAGGGCCGAUUCUCCCGGCACCCCCAAACGGGUCGACGGGACGCGAGCAACUGCCACGGCGGGACCCAAACCAUCCACGGAGUCCAAGCCGGCACCCGAUAGCUUUUACCUAGAACCGCUGAUGCCUUCUGUGAUCAAAACGGCGAAAGAGAAGUCUGUAUGUCUAAACAAGCAGGAGGAGAGUGGUGAGGGGCCCCACGUUUCGGGAAGGGGCUCCCUACGCCGAGGAGACGGGUCUACGUCGGCCGUUCGUAGGAAAGCCCCCUGCGGCUUGAACCAAACCUUCCCCCCUCCCGGUGAGCUGUUUGACUCGUCGGGGGAGCCUCCAAACGAUCAGGGGGAUUUCUGCCCCCUCGUUUCCAGCAGUGUGGUCCCCUCGUCCAGAGAACCACCUGAGGGCUUCUACCUUCGCUUGGAUUCUGAAGAACCAAAGCCUGCCCAGUGCCUGGACGCUGAGCUGGAAGACCUGGACGAGGAGGAGGAGGAUCUGGAUGAAGCUCUCACCACUAAAGACCCCAACUGGUCCAGGAAAGCUCCUAAUGAUGAAGAAGAAGAAUCGGCCAAACUCCAAGAGGACAUGAAUGUGAAAGAGCACGAGGACAAAGACCUGAACGGUGGCAGCGGUCGCUCCAGCCCGUGUCUCAGCGGUCACUCCCAGGCCAGCGGCAGCGUGCGCAUGACCUCCUUCGCCGAGCGCAAGGCCCAGCAACAGCGCUUCGGCAGCAACCAUGACCUGCGCUCCAGUGCCUCCAGCUCCCAGCGGACGACUCCGGAUGGAUCGGAGAGCAGCGGGCCCCUGGCUUCCUCCUGGAGGCUCAAACGGGACCAGAGCCCCUCGUCCCCCUCGGGUGGGUGCAUCCGCGAUGGCGGCGGCGGCGGCGGUUCCAACGUACUGGCUUCUGAAAUCGUCCAGCUCCGCAUGCAGCUGGAGGAGAAGCGCCGUGCCAUCGAGCACCAGAAGAAGAAAAUGGAGGUGCUGUCGGCGCGGCAGCGGCAGAAGCUGGGGAAGGCGGCGUUCCUGCACAUCGUGAAGAAGGGCGGCGGCGGCAAAAGCGACACGUUGCCCAACCCGCUCCGAGCGGACGUCUCCAGGGGGGAGCUCGGUGCCGAGAGAGCACCCACAAGUAAAGACGACACGUGCGUCGGCGCCCUCAGGGGGGAUAAAGCUGCGACGGGAGCCGCCUCGCCAGCUGCCUUAGACACAGAAAAGAAGGAGCCCAGCGGGAGCUUCCACGUGGAAGAAGAGUUGGACCUGAACGAGUGCAGCCGCUCCAUCGAUCUGCUGAACGACGCCAUCGGCAGCAUCCAGCAGCAGAUGAUGCAGCUGUCCAUGCAGCAGGACAUGCUGAUGAAACAGAAUGUACAGUCCCCGUCCGGCCCGGCCCCGUCCGGCCCGCCUGCGGCUCCGCCGGUCACCGCCGACAAAAACGGCGAGCCGAAGGGAAAGGCCGGCUUUCACUUCGUGGAGCACAUCUCCGGCGGCGGGAGCGUCACGCCCACCAGGAAGCCCCCCAGGCUGAGCUCAGGCCGGGGACCCCGAUCCAAACCGUCGGAGCUGAAGAUCGCCAAGGAGCAGGGCCGCCAGGCCUCCCGGGCCCUCACCCCGACCAAGAGCGGUGCGGAGACAUUGUCACACCUAAAGCAGUCGGCCGGGGGCAGGUCCCCCAGGGCCGAGCAGCCCGGCAGCCCCAGGAACCCCCCCGCAGGAGACGCCGUCGACCGGCCGGGCGCCGGCCACGCCCGGAGCGCCAACUUCCGCCUUCACGACGAGGCAAACAUUCGCCUGCCGACCCGCGUGGACCCGAAGGCCGCCGUUUCCCCGGACGCGUUCUUUGACGAGUGCCUGUCCAGCUCCCCGAGAGGGUCCGACCUCAACUCCUCAGACGCCUCAGGGAAGGAGAACGUCCCCUCAGACGAGCUGCAGCGCAGCAGAGCCACGCUGAUCGAGGUCGACCUGUCCGUGCUGAAAGCGCCCGAGGACGGGGAAGAUGGCGAGGACUCGGCGGACGGUGAUGGAGAGCAGAAGUCAGUCAUGGGCUUCUUCUUCAAGGAUGAACAGAAGGCGGAGGAUGAGCUCGCUAAGAAGAGGGCGGCGUUCUUGCUGAAGCAGCAGAAGAAAGCGGAGGAGGCUCGACUCCGAAAGCAACAACUAGAAUCCGAAUCGGAGCAGAAGCGGGACGAAGUCAGACGGAAGGCCGAGGAGGACCGGCUGCGUAAAGAAGAUGAGAAGACGCGGCGGGAGCUGAUAAAGCAGGACUAUCUGCGGAGGAAGCAGCAGGAGAUGUUGGAGGAACAAGGCCUCGUGAAGCCCAAAACCCCCAAACCCAAGCAGAAGCACCGGCCCAAGUCCGUCUUCAGAGAGGAGUCUUUGGGCGACAAUUUCUCCAAGUCCUCUCCUCCCACACCCGACAACCUGAGCAACGCCCAGUCGGGCUCCAACCUGUCGCUGGCCUCCGCCGCGACCAACGAGGCCGACAGCGUCAACUCCGGAGGGGGCGGCUCUCAGCGCUGCGACUCGGUGGAGUCGUUCCCCGGCAGUCGUAACAACAGUCGAACCGCAGAAAGGGACUGGGACAACGGCUCCACCGCGUCCUCCAUCACCUCCAUGGCCGAAUACACCGGUCCCAAACUUUUUAAAGAGCCCAGCGCCAAGUCGAAUAAGCCGAUCAUCCACAAUGCGAUCUCCCACUGCUGCUUGGCGGGCAAAGUCAACGAGCCUCAGAAGAACCAGAUCCUAGAGGAGUUGGAGAAGUGCGAGUCCAACCACCUGAUGAUCCUGUUUCGCGACGGCGGCUGCCAGUUCCGGGCGCUCUACUCGUACUUCCCCGACACGGAGGAGAUCCACAAGCUGACGGGCACGGGACCCAGGAGCAUCAGCAAGAAGAUGAUCGACAAGCUGUACAAGUACAGCUCCGACCGGAAGCAGUUCACCGUCAUCCCCGCCAAAACCGUGUCCGUCAGCGUGGACGCCGUGACCAUCCACAACCACCUGUGGCAGGCCAAGAGAGGUGGCGUGCCAAAGAAAAGCGGAAAAUAGCCGACAGCCGGAUUUCAGACCCUCCUCUUCUGCCCCCAUCUCGCUUACUUCCCGAUUAGACCGCAUUGAGGCCCGCAGCCGAGCUCGCCGCCACGCUGGGGCGAGGCCGCAAUUGUAGAGUUGCGGCCCCCAGUAGGUAAAGAGGGAAACGGCAUGUGCGUGCGUGUGUGUGUGUGUGUGCGUGCGUGUGUGUGUGUGUGUGUGUCACGGGUGGUCUGAGGGACUGGUGCCGGCUGGAUUUGCCUCUUCUCCCAGUGAGUCUCCCAGUCUGUUUUUAUACGACGACCACCAACAACUCCACCAUGUGGCAACAUCUCCUCUGCCCCGCCCACCCCCCCCCCCUCUCCGUUUCUCAUGCGCGGUGGUGUACAUUUGGUGUUUUUUUUUCACAUGAAGUAUUUAUUAGUUCAGCACUGUCAUGGUCGAGAGCUGCAGCACUUAAAGUCCUUUUCAGACGCCGUUCCUUUAGGACUCAUUGGGACAAAAGGAAGGGGCAUCGGGGUAAUUCUGUCUCGAACCCUUUAGGACUGCCAGUCGGCUCAACAACCAUCUCUUCCUGCGUGGACGGUGGAAGCUGUCGAAUCAGGCUGGCAUUGCCGAAUUUGCCUCACCAGGGAUCUCCCAAAAAAACCAACCUGACGACAACCUGCUGCUCUGAACCGUCUUCUUUGGUCAGCGGGGAGCUGCUCAGGUCUCCCCCAGACAUCCAUUGGCCUUUCACGCAUCGUGGCACUGUCGUCUGUCCCUUCAACCGCUUUUUAAUACUAGACGCUGAUGGUGUAGCGCUCGGUGUGCGUAUAGCAACUAAGGAAAGGUCAACUACGGUCAUUACUAAAUACUAAAAAAAGGCCAAAGGAUAGAUUUUGGUACAGAAAUGAUGCUGUUUUUUCUGCCUUUUUUAAAUUCCUGUUGUAAUUAAAGCGUCUGAGCUGAUGUGUUUUCAUCACAACGGAUAUUCUCUGAUGUUUAGAGCUUAGUUGUGUUUCCUCGCUCCACUCGAGUUGUGCCGUAUGAAGGUUCACGCUCAUGAACACUUGUCGACGGCAUCUUUCAUGCAAUGUAACCACCAUGCCCCCCCCCCACCCCCCUGGUGUCGCUGUGCAGCCGCUCUGAUUGGCUGUGAUGUGUGUGUGUGUGUGGGCGGGACAGGGAACCAACAUUAAAGAACAUUCCUCCAAGGCGUUGAUGACUUCUGCCAUGUUCUCUUCUCUGUCUUUGAAAAAAGGAAAAUCUUAAGUGCUUUGUUUAGAAACCGUUUGUUGGCCUGGAGAACGACCAGUGUUGCACGAGCACUUUACUUUCUGUUUGUAGGGGAUUUCACCCUCUUAAUGGCGUAACAACUAAGAACUAAUCGAUAACACUGCUGUUGAUAUUGUUUAAAGUCAAACACUAAGACGUUUAAAGGGUCUCCGUUGAUAUACUACUGUCUCCAAAAACACCAGAAUACUUGAUUUGUCCUUUGCUGCAUAUUGAUUUGUUUUUGGGUGGACGGAUCCUUAAUUGUAUGCUUAAGUGUAUUUUUAUGUUCACUUAAAGAUUGUACUGGCAUUUGGUCACCAGUUUUGUUACACUAGUGUACUUUUCAUCCUUGUUGAUUUUAACUUUGACCCCAUGCCAUCUAUUUAUUUUACAAAUGGAAGCACUGCAACAAAAUACAUUUUCAAGUGAAUAAAAGUCACAUUUUUCAUUUUUA